Molecule: messenger RNA, 2464 nt
Organism: Chrysoperla carnea
Lineage: Eukaryota; Metazoa; Arthropoda; Insecta; Neuroptera; Chrysopidae
Product: acyl-CoA synthetase short-chain family member 3, mitochondrial
Exons: 8
Coding region: 224-2281 (685 amino acids)
Source: RefSeq, a predicted model, not a curated record
GUCACUUUGAAUUGAAACUCGAGCUCGUUAAGUGUACACUCCACUCGUAGUUGAGAUCGUGAAUGGAACAGUUUCAAGCGAACUAAUCCAAAAUAUAAUAUAAGUAUUAAAAACAAAUACAUAAUUGUUGGGGAGUACAUUUUGAUUUCUGGGGGUUUGUUUUACUUUUAAAAACCCACUUUUCGAGUGUUUUAGUUUCAAAUUUUAAUAGUGCAAAAAAAAAAUGUGGUCAAAUCAAGUGACAAAUUCAAAUGACAUCAGUUUGGAUCCAAUAAAGGUUGGACGAUUCACCGAACAAAUAAUCGCAUCGCGAACAACUCAUGCAGAUGAAAAUUAUUCAGGUUACAUAAAUCCAUAUUAUAGCGAAAUAUAUGAUGAAACAUUUCGACGUUCAAUACAAAAUCCGGAUGAAUUUUGGGGUGAAAUUGCAAAGGAAGUUGUAUGGACAAAAAAAUGGGAUAAAGUUUUAGAUAAUUCAAACGAACCAUUUACCAAAUGGUUUGUGGGUGGCGAAUUAAAUGCAUGUUACAAUUGUUUGGAUCGACAUGUUGAAAAUGGCAAGGGAGAUAAAAUUGCGUUAAUUCACGACAGUCCCUUAACUGGAACAAUUCGACGAAUGUCCUAUUCAGAAUUACUUACAAAAGUACAAUUAUUAUCUGGUGUGUUAGCAUCAUAUGGUGUGAAAAAAGGUGAUCGAGUUUUAAUUUAUAUGCCACUGAUACCAGAAGCGAUUGUUUCGAUGUUAGCUACAGUACGUUUAGGCGCCGUCCAUUCUGUCGUCUUUGGUGGAUUUGCAGCCCGUGAACUAUGUUCCAGAAUUGAACAUACACAACCGAAAGUUAUUAUUGCAGCCAGUUGCGGUAUUGAGCCAAGUCGUGUAGUUAAGUAUAAAGUAAUUGUAAACGAGGCUUUAAGAAUUUCGUCAUGGAAAGUUAAAAAAUGUAUAAUAUUUCAAAGACGGAAUAUCGAAGUGGCCCCAUUAGAUAAUGAAAUUGACGUUGAUUGGGAUGAUGCCCUGGACGAAGCGGAACCACAUCCUUGUGUUUCAGUCGAAGCAAAUGAUCCCCUGUACAUUUUAUACACCUCCGGUACCACUGACAAGCCAAAAGGUAUUCAACGUCCCGUUGGCGGACAUAUUGUUGCAUUAGCAUGGACCAUGAAAACAGUUUAUGGUAUGGGACCGAAUGAUGUUUGGUGGUCUGCGAGUGAUCUUGGUUGGGUUGUUGGGCAUUCCUACAUCUGUUAUGGUCCAUUACUUAGUGGAAUUACAAGUAUUAUGUAUGAAGGGAAACCAGAUCGAUCUCCCGAUCCAGGCCAAUAUUUCCGAAUCAUUCAAGAACAUCGUGUAAACGCAAUCUUUACAGUUCCAACCGCAUUUCGUGUAAUUCGACGUGAAGAUCCCGAAAUCAAGUAUGGACGGAAGUACAAUACAGGAACAUUACGUCAUAUAUUUGUGGCGGGUGAACAUUGUGAUUAUGAGACAAAAGUUUGGGCGGAAAAUGUAUUUAAUGUUCCUGUAUUAAAUCAUUGGUGGCAAACGGAAACUGGACACUCCAUAACUGCCACUUGCUUAGGACUAGGGCAUUCAACAAAUCCACCAAAAUAUUCGUCGGGUAUGCCGUUUCCCGGGUACAAUAUAAAAGUCUUACGAGCGGAUAAUACCGAAACUCAACCAAUGGAAUUAGGUCGAAUAGUCGUAAAAUUACCAUUACCUCCUGGUACAAUGUCAACUCUAUAUUUAUCCCCGGAACGAUUCUGUGAAGUUUAUUUCUCCAAAUAUCCUGGUUAUUACGAUACAAUGGAUGCUGGUUAUCGAGACGAAUAUGGUUACAUUUAUGUAACAUCACGUGAUGAUGACGUUAUCAAUGUGGCUGGACAUCGCUUAUCUACAUCAGCGUUAGAAGACGUCGUUCUAAAACAUCCUGAUAUUGCUGAUGCAGCUGUUAUUGGUGUUCCAGAACCAACUAAAGGGGAAAUUCCUUUAUGUUUAUUUGUUAUUAAAAAAAAUUCAACCAAAAAUGAAAAUAUAAUUAGUAAAGAGGUAAUUAAAUUGGUUAGAGAAUUAAUUGGGCCAAUUGCAGCGUUUCGUUUAACAGCUUGUGUACGUGGUUUGCCAAGAACUCGAUCGGGUAAAACGUGCCGAAAAUCGAUAGCUGAUUUAGCAAGAGACAAAAGUAUUCAGAUUCCAAGUACAAUUGAAGAUGGUACCGUUUACAAGGACAUCAAAACUGUCUUACAAUCAGUUGGAUAUGCUCUAAAUGCACCGGAUCCACAAUAUUGAUUGAUCCAAAAAUGUGCCAGAAACACAAAUAUUAUAUGUAUUUAUUUAAAAAAACAAACUUUGUUUUAGUCGUAAAAUUUAUUUUGAUAUUUUUGAUUAUAUCUGGGUUGUGCACUCUAAAUUAACCAAAAUUCUAUUUUUUUUUUUUAUUAGUAUGUACUUUUUUGAUUGAUUAAAAUCGAU